GUCACCAUCCAGUCAGAACUUUACUACUAUUACUAAAAACAAGGAAGUCCAAUUGCCUCCUAAAAAAGCACCUUUGGGAGAGCCAUGACUUGGAGGACUGAGAAUCUCCAUAGGCAUGCUGGACCAGUGUAUGCCCUCAGCUUUCAGCCACUCAGGAUGUGAUCUACAGUUUGACGAGGGACCCCACAGUCACACUGAAGGGAGGAUGCUAUGACCCGUUGGUACAGAAAGUCCUAGAAGAUGCCAUGUGAGGUGUACAUGCUCUUCAGGAUUGUCCACGCUGAGAAGGGUCUAAGAAAGAAACCGAUAUAUCAAAGGGGUUUCUCCGUUAAAAAAACCCCCAUCCAUUUGGGUGUGGGGCCAGAGGAUAUUCUUCUUCCCAUAGACAGCGCAGAAAUUGGGGUCCUGGCUUUGGCAUCACCUGGCUGAAUUCCAGCUUGAAGCUGCUGACACAGAAAGGUAGAAAACGAAGAAGUACAUCUUCAGCAUGCUGGAGGUGAGAAGCAAGAGAGAUGUUCUUCUGUAGCACCAAAGCCACCAACCGAGGUUGAAGGACCGAGACCUUGGUCUUGAAGGAGGUGAUGACCCAUCUUCAGGGUAAUCUCAUCUCUCAAGAAAAGCAGCACUGGGAAAACAAGGGAGUAAGAGUAAAAACAAAAACAAAAAACCCCACUCCAGAAGAAUUUCCUCAUUCUCAAAAGUUCUGGGUAGCUUUGGGCUGGCUUCUUCCGUACCGACACCCUGUUGACAUUUACAAAGCAAACCGAAUAAUCUUUUUCUGGAAAAAGAGAGGUUAACAAAUGACUGAAGUGGCGUUUCUGGUGUUCCCUUGGGGGGGGGGGGAACUCAGCAAAGGACGUCCUCCUGGUUCAGAUUUUGUUGAGUUGGUUUGCAUCUGAAGCCUCUGAGGGGAAAUCCCCAGGAAACACACAGAGAGACUCUAAUCAAAUGAAGGACUCAUAAUAAACCCCAGAAGUAAGGGCCAGGGGCACAUCUAGAUGGCACGAAGGAGAUGACCAUCAGCAAAGAGAAGUUCAGCUCAGUUCAGCAGCAGGGGGGAAAUUAGACCACCCUGGAUUAAGACGUGCAUUUUCGACGGAUCAUGCAAUCGUGUUCGAAGGAACAGUAUUGGGAUGGUCUUCUGGGUAAUUGUGUGCCUUGCAAAUACGCUUGCCAACCACUCAAAUCCCAGGGAUGCGCCGAUGUCUGCAGCUCCAUGGAGUGCAACAAGCAAGUGGGCUCCUACUAUGACCAGCUCCUGAGAGAAUGCAUCAAAUGCUUCAGCAUCUGUGGACAACACCCCAAACAAUGCGCGCCUUUCUGUAGAAAACCCUUUGCAAGCUCUUUACCAACUCCAGCUGCUCUCCAGCCUCUUCAGCGCAAACUGGACGCCACUUUCGACCAACAGGUUUUUCUCUACGUGGCCCUGGGCUUCUCUUUUUGCAUUCUGCUCCUCUCCUUCCUGUUGACUUGGAUUUACUUUAAAAAAAGGGGGGACAAGAAGUUCUGUCGAGCCAGCUCAGCGUCUUGCCAUAAAAAGGGAGAUCUUCCAAAAGAUGGUCUCAUGGAAGCGGGAAGCUUCGGAAGCGAAUCUGGAGGGAACCAAACUCCGGAUCCCGUUGAAACCUGCGGCUUCUGUUUCCCCGAAGUGAGUGCUGCCAUCCAGGAGACGCGAGCGUGCCCGAGGCUGUACCAGCUAGAGAUGCUGGCGGAAGUUGCUGCUGCUACCCCUGGCAGAACGGUGCCCGCCUCCUCCGAAGACUGCCAUUUCCCAAUUAUAUGUUCCCCCUCCCAAGAAAAGAUGCAGAUGAGCUAAGCCAUAAGCAAUGGAGGACGGCAGGAACAUGACUCGCCCCCCCCACCUCCGCGUAAGGAAGCUGCUUGAAUUGCUGAGGUCUUGAAUUGUAAGGGCCUGUUUUACAGCCCCCCCCCCAAAAAAAUGUUUGCCAGAUUGUUCACUGGCGGGCAUGAAAUUCUCAGAUCCUGGUGGACAUCAGAGAAAAAUGCUUCAAUAGACCUCCUUGAGGAAAAGAGCUUAUACAGCUAGUCCUCGCCUUACGAUCACAACUCAGCCCCAAGACUUCGGUGGCUAAGGGAGAGGGCCGUUCAGUGGGCUUUGCCCCAUUUUACGACCUUCCCUGCCACCGUUCUUCAGUGUAUCGCUGGACUUGUUAAAUUAGGACUACGGUUGUGAAGUGGCUUCCCUGUGGACCAAGGGGUCUUCAAACUUGCCCCCUUGAAGACUUCUGGUCUUCAACUCCCAGAAUUCUGGCUGGCUGGGGGAUUCUGGGAGUUGAAGUCCACAACUCUUAAAAGUGGCCAAGUUGGAGGAUCCCUGCCGUGGACUUUCGCUUGUUGGAAGGCCGCCAGAGGGGAGCACGUGACCCCGGGACUCUGCAACUGUCAGUGGCCAAGCGUCUAAAUUUUGAUCACGUGACCGUGGGGAUGCCGCCAUGACGGUUCAGUGUCAAAAACGGGCGUGUGUCCUUUUGUUCGGUGAUGUGAUAACUUCGCACGGUUCACAGAAGGAACUGUUGCAAGGCGAGGACUAUCUGUGGGCUGUGAUUCGUCUUGCUAGCUGUAUCCUGUCGCGUUUGUGCACACUUCGCUCUGUUUUUGUUUGCUUGGCUUGCUUAAAAGAAGGGUUGCUAAGUCGAGGACCUACACGCUAUGUCCCUUUCUUGGAUUUUCAGUAAAAAAAAUUGGGAGGAAGAUUUCCAAGGCAGUGGUAUUUCUAAGUGGUCCCAUUCUUCCUCCAUUGAUCACGUUUUUAGACCUGAAGGGCUACGAAUUGCUAAGAGGCAAAAAAAAAAAAAGAGAGCCUGAAUGCAGAAUUUGGGGCCUUUGGAGAUCUCAGAAAAGGACUCUGGGAGAAGGGGAUACAGAAGACAGAAUACUUAUUCUGUAUUCAUAUUUGGAGUUUCCCCUCCAGGAAAAACCUCGACGACAUGAAGCGGACAAGGAGGGAAGGGUGCAGGGUGCAUUGCUGCUCCUUACUCCACGUUUUCUGCAGGAAAAGGCCCUUCACAAGUUGGGGAAUGAUAGCUGCGAACUAAGCAACCCUACUAACACGUAGUUGCACUUUGUUCCUCCUCCUCUCCUCCCAUCUCUCUUAAGUCUAAAUCAAGGGGUCUCCAACCUUGAUAACUUGAAGACUUGUGGACUUCAACUCCCAGAAUUCCUCAGCCAGCUUGGCUGGCUGAGGAAUUCUGGGAGUUGGAAGUCCACCAGUCUUAAAAGUUGCCAAGGUUGGGGACCUCUGAUCGAAAUGACCCAAAAGGAUGCUUAAACAUGAAUUCGGUUUAGUUAGCCAGUUUCCCUUUCAAAAACCGUUUCCCCCAUCAAAGGAAAGGCAGGCUUUUUCUGUUUUUUUGUCCCAUAAAGGAUGAGAAACAGAUUGGAAGGGAUCUACCGCUCAGCAAAUCAAUAAUUCCAGGAAUUAGAGCACCCACCAGGUUCUUGAUUUAGGAUCUCAGGAUUUCCUGUCCAAGACAGUGACAGGAGAAC
Messenger RNA from Crotalus tigris (Tiger rattlesnake), 3507 nucleotides. RefSeq names its product TNF receptor superfamily member 13B (gene TNFRSF13B). Gene Ontology annotation, molecular function: protein binding. Lineage: Eukaryota; Metazoa; Chordata; Lepidosauria; Squamata; Viperidae. The record is from RefSeq and is a predicted model, not a curated record. Gene Ontology annotation, cellular component: plasma membrane. The transcript has 5 exons. The coding region runs from base 1103 to 1816 and encodes 237 amino acids.